AUGCAGCACUUAGACGAGCACAACAUUUUAAGCGACAACCAGCACGGUUUCCGUAAGCGACGCUCCUGUGAGACACAGCUCCUUACCACAAUCCAAGAAAUCGCCUCAAACACUGCCAAAGGGAAGCAAGUAGAUGUCAUUCUAUUGGACUUUGCCAAAGCCUUUGACAAAGUCCCCCAUGCCCGCCUAAUGCACACGUGGACCACUACGGUGUUAGGGGAAAAGAGAUGGGUACAGUCAUUCCUAAGAAACCGAAAACAACAAGUCGUUCUUGAUGCCUUCUUCAAUGACCUCCCAGACGUGAUCAAAUCAUCAUCAUCUAAGUUAUUUGCUGACGACAGUGCAGUCUUCAAGGUGAUCAAGAACGACGAUGAUGUACAGCUCCUCAAGGAAUACCUCGCCGCACUGGAACAGUGGGAAGAAAAGUGGCAAAUGAGCUUCAACCCCACUAAGUGUACUAUCAUCAGAAUCGCCCCUCGUUGCCGAAAAAUCAUAGACACCAAAUACAGUCACCAUUGCCACACACUUGAAGUAGUUGACGCCAUCAAAUACCUUGGAGUCACCAUCACUGAAAGCCUCACCUGGGAGAAUAAAAUAGUCAACAUCCCAAGCAAGGCCAACCGGACACUGGGAUUCCUACGCAGAAACCUGAGGGAAUGCACGCCACCUGUUAAGGAAGCUUCAUACAUGGCCAUGGUCCGCCCCUCACUUGAAAAUGCAGCAACCGGUUGGGACCCACACCAGCAAAACAACAUCAAAGCCAUUGAGCAGGUCCAGCGUAGAGCAGCCCACUUUGUCUUCAACGACUGUUCUACAAAGACCCCAGGAUGCGUCUCCAACAUGAUAAAAGACCUUAACUGGGAGUCCAUCGAACAGCGUCGAAAACACAGCCGGUUGUCCAUGAUGUACAAGAUCCGCAACAACCUUGUAGACAUCAACGCAGACAGGUACCUCCAAAGUGGCGAUGCCCGAACCAGGGGCCAACACCGGCUAUUCCAGCGAAUAACAGACCAGGUACUGGCAAACUCCUUCUUCCCACGGACAGUGCGUGAAUGGAACCUCUUCCCUGCUAGCACAGUAUCUGCGACCACCAUAGAUGCAUUCAGGUUGCUCUUAGUAACCUGA
Mya arenaria is the source of this 1125-nucleotide messenger RNA. RefSeq lists its product as uncharacterized. Lineage: Eukaryota; Metazoa; Mollusca; Bivalvia; Myida; Myidae. The transcript has 2 exons. The record is from RefSeq and is a predicted model, not a curated record. Bases 1 to 1125 code for a protein of 374 amino acids.